This is a messenger RNA of Candoia aspera, 2842 nucleotides long. RefSeq names its product protein kinase cAMP-activated catalytic subunit alpha (gene PRKACA). Gene Ontology annotation, molecular function: ATP binding; protein serine/threonine kinase activity; protein kinase A regulatory subunit binding. Gene Ontology annotation, cellular component: nucleus. The transcript has 10 exons. NCBI's taxonomy places the organism in Eukaryota, Metazoa, Chordata, Lepidosauria, Squamata, Candoiidae. The coding region runs from base 16 to 1215 and encodes 399 amino acids. The record is from RefSeq and is a predicted model, not a curated record. Gene Ontology annotation, biological process: protein phosphorylation.
AAAAUUAAGGGAAACAUGAGCUAUGGAGCUGAAAUAAAUGGUCAGGACUCCAACAAGAACAACGGGUGUAAGAUGACAGCGCUACAGAAACUGGAGAAUCUUGCAGGGCGGAUCUUUUACUGGGGGCCAUGGAGUGAUACAGGAGCACCAAGCUGUGGAGAGGCUGUCUUUGAAUCAAAGCAUACUGCUGCCUGGAAUAAGCAAAUGAAGGAGUUUCUUGCCAAAGCCAAAGAAGAAUUCCUUAAGAAAUGGGAGAACCCAUCACAGAACACAUCCAGUCUGGAUCAUUUCGAUCGGCUCAAGACCCUGGGUACAGGCUCUUUCGGGCGGGUGAUGCUUGUGAAGCACAAGGACUCUGGAAAUUAUUUUGCCAUGAAAAUCCUUGAUAAGCAGAAAGUUGUUAAGCUGAAGCAGAUUGAGCACACCCUCAAUGAAAAACGCAUACUCCAGGCUGUGAACUUCCCAUUCCUUGUCAGGCUAGAGUAUUCUUUCAAGGAUAAUACAAAUCUGUACAUGGUGAUGGAAUACAUCCCAGGUGGCGAGAUGUUCUCCCACCUACGACGGAUUGGCAGGUUCAGUGAACCUCAUGCCCGGUUCUAUGCCGCUCAGAUUGUGUUGACUUUUGAGUACCUGCACUCACUAGAUCUUAUCUACCGAGACUUGAAGCCCGAAAAUCUCCUAAUCGACCAGCAGGGCUAUAUUGAGGUCACAGAUUUUGGCUUUGCCAAACGAGUGAAAGGCCGAACAUGGACCCUUUGCGGGACCCCAGAAUAUUUGGCUCCUGAAAUCAUUUUGAGUAAGGGUUAUAACAAAGCAGUGGACUGGUGGGCCCUCGGUGUCCUCAUCUAUGAGAUGGCAGCUGGCUAUCCUCCAUUCUUUGCAGACCAGCCCAUUCAGAUCUAUGAGAAAAUUGUCUCUGGGAAGGUCCGCUUCCCAUCUCACUUCAGCUCAGACCUGAAGGACCUGCUGCGUAACUUGCUACAGGUAGACCUCACCAAACGUUUUGGCAACCUCAAAAAUGGAGUCAACGACAUCAAGAACCACAAGUGGUUUGCAACCACGGAUUGGAUUGCCAUCUACCAACGGAAGGUGGAAGCUCCCUUUAUACCAAAGUGCAAAGGACCCGGCGACACAAGUAACUUUGAUGACUAUGAGGAAGAGGAGAUCCGGGUGUCCAUCACUGAAAAAUGCGCCAAGGAGUUUGCAGAAUUUUAGGGCCAGCCCCCUUUGCUUUGUGUGCCCAGGAAGAGAAAGGGCUGGAUUUGAUCAGCCCCAAGGGCCAGAGUUCCUUGCCUAUUUGUUAAUUUUGGGAGGUGGGGGAGUGUUGGGGUUCACCUGGAUCUGUUUGGGCAGAAAAGAGAAAAGGGGAAUUCGUCUGAAGCUGUGGAAAAGACCGUAGUCUGAAUGUCAUCCACCCACCAUCCACUGCGAGCUCCAAGGUGGCUCCCGGCCACUCUCAGGCAGUUUUUAAAACAAAUUCCCUUCCUGCUCACAUUGACUCCAAUCCAUACACAAACCCUAAUUGGACAGUCCCUGGUUUUUUGGUGGCUUUUUAUUUUUAAGGGAAAGGGAAUACUUUGUAAUUCAUCACCAUCUAUAAUGAUUUGGCUCAUGGGGCAUUGCAAAAAAAAAAGGAAGGGAAUUGGGGGGAAGGCAGAAAGCAAACACCUCCACACAGCACUUUGGUGUUUAGACCAGCAUUAAAUGGGUUACGACCCAACUGUCUCACUUCCCACUGUGAGACAACCCUGUCCUUUUAUCAAUAGCUCUUUCCUCUCCUCUCCCUUUCCAAGGCUCAUUUUAUUAACUUUAAAGAAAAAGUUUAAAGAAAUAGUUGACUGGCUUAAAAAAAGGUUUUAACAGUCUAGGUGGGGGCAAUGCUUUUAUAUGCUCUGUUUCCAGCACAGUUAAAUGAAAUUCAGCAGGAAUUUUAAUUCUGUAAAAACAGCUGGAUUUUAGCAUGAAGAAUAUGUGGUUUCUUUUCCUUUCUAUUCUUUUCUUCCUUUCUACACUUGAUUUCUAAUCUUUGUCCCCAGUUUUGGGAAAGAAAGAGGCAAUAAUAUUCACACUUGCAGAAGGGGGACAGUGAUUGGCUGCAGCUGGAGCAGGAAUACUAAGAAAAGAAACACUGUUUUGUGUAUUUCCAAAACCCAUUCUUUUUCCUUCUCCUCAGCUACCCUCACCCCCUCCAAAAUGUAUCUCAAGACCUGUUCUGCUGCAUCAGGUAACUGCUGGAGUAUUUGUCUGAAUGGAUGAGAAACAAGCAGGAUUUGUGAAAGUUGAGAAUCUAGCUACUUGCCACUGUCGGAAGGGGUUUGUCUCCUUUAGUAGCAGUUAAGAUGGGGGUAAAAUACAUGACUAAUGGAAGAUGCUGGCAAGACACAUUGGCUGGAUAUGAUUCUCCCUGUUCCAGCCCAAACCUCAAUGUUGGUAAUACAUGGAUCUGCAGGUGGACUCUCCAUUGCUGCAUUCCUUAAGAUCUCUAUACACCUGCUCUGGUUUUAUGCUAAGAUAACAAGAGAAGGAUGAAAAACCUACCCUGAUAAUAAAGAUGGUGAGAUUUACAAACAAAUAGACAAAACCCAUUCACUUGUGCCAUGCUGACAAGGGAGUGACCAGUUUUGGUCUGUAGUUGUGAUUGGAAAUGAGAAGCGACAUCUGUUUAGAGUCUUUUCUCUGAAAACACAGAAGCAGUGGGAGUUGGACUCAAAGGAUGUGGGGGGGAAGGCAGCUUGUUUUUUGUCUGAAUUUUUUCUGAUUCUCCCCUUCCCCUUUCCAAUGCAAUGCCUCUUUGUAUUCUGUCUUCACCUACCUGACUCCAAAUACAUUCUUUCUAAACUCA